GUCCUCGUUCUCUCUCUGCCUCCACCCCCAAUUCCCAUUGUACCUGCUUCCUCUUUCUUUCUUUCCAAAGAUAAAAUCUUUACCUUCACACACAAACCCCUUUUGGUUUCUUCCCUCAAAUUUCCAUCUGGAAUCUGGCUUCUCAGUACUUCACACCACCAUGGGUUCACUUGGAGCUUCGUGUGCUCUGUGUUGUUCUCUGUUCAUGAUAUUUUUCACUUUCAGUUUUGCUGGGGACAUAGUGCACCAUGAUAAUAUUGCUCCCAAGAGACCUGGCUGUGAGAACAACUUUGUCCUGGUUAAAGUUCCAACUUGGAUUGAUGGUGUGGAAAGCUGUGAGUAUGUUGGAGUUGGUGCAAGGUUUGGCCCUACACUGGAAUCAAAAGAAAAACGUGCUAACCAUACUAGAAUUGCAAUUGCUGAUCCUCCUGAUUGUUGUAGCCUACCUAAGAAUAAGCUCACUGGCGAGAUCAUUUUGGUGCACCGAGGACAGUGUAGUUUCACAACCAAGGCAAAUAUAGCUGAACAGGCUGGUGCUUCAGCCAUGCUGAUUAUAAAUUACCGUACAGAACUUUUCAAGAUGGUUUGUGAAGCAAAUGAAACUGAUGUGGAUAUUGGAAUACCUACUGUCAUGCUUCCACAAGAUGCUGGGGAAAACUUGGAAAAUCACAUACUAAACAACUCAGUGGUGUCUGUGCAGUUGUACUCUCCAUAUCGUCCAAUGGUUGAUGUUGCAGAAGUGUUUUUAUGGCUUAUGGCUGUUGGUAGUAUUCUCUGUGCUUCUUACUGGUCUGCCUGGACUGCGAGAGAGUCUGCCAUUGAGCAGGAGAAGCUAUUAAAGGAUGCUUCAGAUGAAUAUGUAAAUGCAGAGAAUGCUGGUUAUAGUGCUUAUGUGGAAAUCAGUACUGCAGCAGCAAUAUCAUUUGUUGUGAUUGCUUCUUGUUUCUUGGUUAUGCUUUACAAAUUCAUGGCAUCAUGGUUUGUUGAAGUUCUGGUGGUUCUAUUUUGCAUUGGUGGGGUUGAGGGACUACAAACAUGCUUGGUGGCUCUGUUAUCAUGUUUCAGAUGGUUCCAACAUGCUGCACAAAUAUUUGUGAAAGUACCCUUCUUUGGUGCUGUAUCAUAUCUGACAGUUGCUGUUACUCCCUUCUGCAUAGUGUUUGCUGUGCUUUGGGGUGUCUAUCGCCAUGUAUCAUUUGCUUGGAUUGGUCAAGAUAUUCUUGGUAUCACAUUGAUUAUUACAGUUCUUCAGAUUGUGCGGAUACCAAAUCUCAAGGUUGGAACUGUUCUUCUCAGUUGUGCCUUCCUGUAUGACAUCUUCUGGGUGUUUGUCUCUAAAUGGUGGUUCCAUGAGAGUGUCAUGAUAGUGGUAGCUCGAGGUGAUAAGAGUGGAGAAGAUGGUAUCCCCAUGUUGCUCAAGAUACCACGUUUGUUUGAUCCUUGGGGUGGCUACAGCAUCAUUGGUUUUGGUGACAUCAUCUUACCAGGGCUUCUAGUUGCGUUUUCACUAAGGUAUGAUUGGUUAGCAAAGAAGAACCUUCGAGAUGGAUACUUCUUGUGGGCAAUGACUGCUUAUGGUUUAGGACUCCUUAUCACAUACAUGGCUCUGAACUUGAUGGAUGGACAUGGUCAACCUGCUUUGCUUUAUAUAGUCCCGUUUACACUUGGAACCUUUUUGUCAUUAGGAAAGAAGAGAGGUGAACUCAAGGUACUAUGGACAAGAGGGGAACCAAAAAUACCUUGCCCUCACAUCCAAGAGGAUCAAUCAACAAACCAGUAAUCGCCAGCACAGUUAGCAUCCUAGGUGUUAGUUUACAGGAGACUUAUAGCAAAUCUUAGAAGACUGUAACAUCUGUAACUUUGUCAUAACCAAAUUUCAGCCAAAUGAUAUAUUAUAGCAUGUAUUUAAAAUCAGCCCCCGCGACUGGAGAUACCCUGCACAACUGUUAGAUGAUGGAGGACCCAUGCAAAACUGUCUACUGUAAGAAUAGAUCUUUUUUCUGAAAUAGAAGAUGGACUGGAAUGAGGAGAUUCAAGA
Vigna angularis (adzuki bean) is the source of this 2038-nucleotide messenger RNA. Its product is annotated as signal peptide peptidase-like 4. Gene Ontology annotation, molecular function: aspartic endopeptidase activity, intramembrane cleaving. NCBI's taxonomy places the organism in Eukaryota, Viridiplantae, Streptophyta, Magnoliopsida, Fabales, Fabaceae. The coding region runs from base 161 to 1780 and encodes 539 amino acids. The transcript is spliced from 14 exons. The record is from RefSeq and is a predicted model, not a curated record. Gene Ontology annotation, cellular component: lysosomal membrane; Golgi-associated vesicle membrane; lumenal side of endoplasmic reticulum membrane. Gene Ontology annotation, biological process: membrane protein proteolysis.